Molecule: messenger RNA, 1907 nt
Organism: Cladocopium goreaui
Lineage: Eukaryota; Dinophyceae; Suessiales; Symbiodiniaceae
Source: the annotation of a GenBank genome assembly
CCUAGACCAAGCUGAAUCUUCCAGAUGCGCCGCCGGCACCUGUGGCAUCCUGUGGCCUUGCAGAAGAGGUCGGCAUGGCCGGCAGUUCGAGUGAUUGGGAGGCCGAAAUCGAGCUCAGAGUGAAGAGUGGAUGGCUUUCCAAAGAAGAAGGCCACCGUUUGAAGACUCUGCUGAAGAUGGGCGAGACACCGGAUCGAAUAGUGACCAAAGAGUCUGAACACUGGACUCACUCAUCGAAUGUGAUGCUGAAGGACAUUCUUCUACACAAAGAAAUGCCAACUCCAUUCACAAAGUUUCUAGCAGCCAUUGGGGUGAAAUGGAUCCGGCAGAAGAUCAAAGAGCACGAUCUUCGUCGUGCGGAUCCUGAAUAUCAAAAUCGCUUUCCGUUUCUGGAUGCCUUGGUGCACUCGGACCGUUUUGAAUCAGCUAUGGGAAGCAUCAUGUUGGCGAAUGCCAUCAUGAUUGGAUUUCAAGUCUCGGCGGGUGAAGGAGAGAAAGAUGCUGAAACACUCUACACCGUGCUGGAUUUCUUUUUUACAUUUGCAUUUGUGCUCGAACUCUUUGUCCGUGCUUUGCCCGAGGGCUGGCGGUGGUGGUGCAAACUGAGCAACAUUUUUGACGUCAUCAUUGUGCUUGCCACCAAUGUCAUACCCGUUUGGGUCUUUCUGCCGAUGGGUAUUGACAAUGCCGUUGUCAGACCCUUCGCAGUCCUGAGACUUUUUCGGGUGGUGAAGCUGGGCCGAUUGAUUCGAAAAUAUCGGCGCUUGAAGAUUCUGUGGAACCUCUUCCAGGGAUUGAUCGGCAGUGGUCGUAUUCUCAUCUACACCCUGCUGAUGAUGGGUACAACUUUGUUCAUCUUCGCGGUGUUUGCAGUGGUGCUCAUCACCAAGAAUGACAUUACGAAGGAUCACCCACUGGUGCUGCUCUACUUCCCAUCCGUUCCUGAGGCAUUUUUCACGCUGUUCCAGAUUGUGACCUUGGAUAGCUGGACGGGUAUCUCCCGACCACUGGGAGAAACGAGCCCUCUUGCCGGAAUUAUCAUUGUCACCACCGUUCUGAUUGUUGAGCUUUGUCUUAUGAACUUGGUGACGGCCACCAUUGUGAACGCUGCUUUCGAGAGACAAGCCGCAGAUCACGAGAUGGUGGCACGCGAGAAGAAGGAGAAAAAUGACAAGUUGAUUGAAGACAUUCGGAAUCUCUUUGGCGAGAUGGACAAGAGAGGGACAGGAAAGCUAACUUACGAUGAAUACAUGGAAGCAGUGGAGGCCAACGAUGUGAUUAAAACCAAGUUUGUGACCCUGGAAAUCGAGCAUGCUGAAGAACUUUGGAAUCUCAUUGACGUGGGCACUGGGGAGAUUGCUGUAAAUCAAUUUGCACAAGGCUUGCGCAUCAUCUCGGAGGAGACGAAGGCCAAAGAUCUCUUUGCGAUCAAUCGACGGGUUGGCAAUGCUGCCCAUCGCUUGGAGAUGUGCGUUGAGGAGAUGAAUCGAAACGUACGGCAAGUGCAAAGAUUUGAGCAAGACAUCGCUGCCAUAACUCAACAGCUCACCCUGGCCACACGUGCUAUGGUGAAUCUGAUGCACGGCUGCGCAAGGUGUAUUCCAGCAGGUCAAGUUCUGAUCACGGAGAAGCAAGUGUUGAAGAGCCAGGAAAAACUCCUGGAAAAUGUUCGACCACUGCUUGGCAAAAAUGUUGGACAGGUAGCUCGACUCCACAGACGUCGCAGCAGACGAGGGAAGAAGCACUUCGAUGAUGAUGAUGAAAUUGAGGAAAUCGAGGAAAUCGAGUAGGGCCACAAAUUUGGAUGAGGGAAGGGGUGAGAAGAGUGCAUUGAAGAAUCCAGAGUUUUGAUCCUGAAUUAUAUAUACAUCUUGUUUGAUCUUAAUCCAAGUCCAAACGGUUUGUAC